This is a messenger RNA of Phragmites australis (common reed), 2350 nucleotides long. Its product is annotated as cyclic nucleotide-gated ion channel 4-like. Gene Ontology annotation, molecular function: monoatomic ion channel activity. Gene Ontology annotation, cellular component: membrane. The record is from RefSeq and is a predicted model, not a curated record. NCBI's taxonomy places the organism in Eukaryota, Viridiplantae, Streptophyta, Magnoliopsida, Poales, Poaceae. Gene Ontology annotation, biological process: transmembrane transport; monoatomic ion transport. The coding region runs from base 177 to 2147 and encodes 656 amino acids. The transcript is spliced from 7 exons.
AGAAGUGGAGAGAUAGGUACGUACGCUCUUGCAGGCUAGAUCGCUAUAUACGCGUCCGUCUCGUGUUAGAGUCCCGCGGAUGCUGUCCUCCUCCUUGCUCCAUCACCCACAUGCCAGAGCCUCACACCUGACCUCGCGCAGGCCAGUAGCUAGAAGGCCCGCGGCAUCGAUCGGUCAUGCCAGCCGAGCUCUGGGCGCACUCGUCUGUGUCCACCUCCUCCGCGGCUUCGUCGCCCCCUCAUGGGGCGCCGCCGACGAUGACGACGCGGGGAGGCAAGAGCCGGCGCGGGGCGUGGGCGGCAGCGCUGGACCCGCGGGCAAGGUGGGCGCGGGAGUGGCACCGCGCGUACCUGCUCGCCUGCGCGGCGGGGCUCAUGGUCGACCCGCUCUUCCUGUACGCCGUGUCCGUCAGCGCGCCGCUCAUGUGCGUCUUCCUCGACGGCUGGUUCGCGGCUGCGGUCACCGCGCUCCGGUGCACGGUCGACGCCAUGCACGCCUGGAACCUGCUGCUGCGGCUCCGGGACGCGCGCGCGCCGAGGCGGGAGGGCGGCUUGGACGAGGAGGCGGCGCAACAGGGGAGCGGCGGCGGCGGCGCCGCCAUGCCGGCACAGGCGAGGUCCACGAAGGGGAUCCUCUUGGACUCCUUCGUCAUUCUACCGGUGAUGCAGGUGGUCGUUUGGGUGGCAGCGCCGGCGAUGAUACGCGCCGGAUCGACCACCGCCGUCAUGACCGUGCUGCUGGUGUCGUUCCUGUUCGAGUACCUGCCCAAGAUCUACCACUCGGUCCGCUUCCUGCGCCGGAUUCAGAACGUCUCCGGCUACAUCUUCGGCACCAUCUGGUGGGGGAUCGCGCUCAAUCUCAUGGCCUACUUCGUCGCCGCUCAUGCGGUGGGCGCGUGCUGGUACUUGCUCGGCGUGCAGCGGUCAACCAAGUGCCUCAGGGAGCAGUGCGCCCAGGCCGGGAACGGGUGCGCACCGUGGGCGCUGGCGUGCCCGGAGCCGCUCUACUACGGCGCCACCGCGCGCGGCCUUGACGCGGACAGGCUCGCCUGGGCCGGCAACGCCAGCGCCAGGGGCACUUGCCUCGACAGCGGCGACAACUACCAGUACGGGGCUUACAAGUGGACCGUCAUGCUGGUGGCCAACCCGAGCAGGCUCGAGAGGAUUCUGCUCCCCAUCUUCUGGGGGUUAAUGACUCUCAGCACGUUUGGGAAUUUGGAGAGCACAACGGAGUGGCUGGAGAUUGUGUUCAACAUCAUCACCAUCACCGGCGGACUAAUUCUCGUGACUAUGCUCAUAGGAAACAUCAAGGUGUUCCUGAACGCGACGACGUCCAAGAAUCAGGCGAUGCACACGAGGCUGCGGGGCAUGGAGCUUUGGAUGAAGCGCAAGAACCUGCCGCGGAGCAUCCGGCAGCGGGUGAGGCAGUACGAGCGGCAGCGGUGGGCGGCCACGCGCGGCGUGGACGAGUGCCGCAUCAUCCGGGACCUGCCCGAGGGGCUCCGCAGGGACAUCAAGUACCACCUCUGCCUCGACCUCGUCCGCCAGGUGCCGCUGUUCCAGCACAUGGACGAUCUGGUGCUCGAGAACAUCUGCGACAGGGUCAAGUCCCUCAUAUUUCCCAAAGGAGAAGUCAUCGUCAGAGAAGGUGACCCGGUGCAGAGGAUGCUGUUCAUCGUUCGUGGCCACCUGCAGAGCAGCCAGGUGCUCCGCAAUGGAGCCAUGAGCUGCUGCAUGCUGGGGCCGGGCAACUUCAGUGGCGACGAGCUGCUGUCGUGGUGCCUGCGCCGGCCGUUCCUGGAGCGGCUGCCGGCGUCGUCGUCGACGCUGGCGAUACUGGAGAGCACGGAGGCGUUCGGGCUGGACGCGGCGGACGUCAAGUACGUGACGCAGCACUUCCGGUACACCUUCACCAAAGAGAAGGUGCGGCGCAGCGCGCGAUACUACUCGCCCGGGUGGCGCACCUGGGCGGCCGUGGCGGUGCAGCUUGCGUGGCGCCGGUACAAGCACCGCAAGACGCUCGCGUCGCUGUCCUUCAUCCGCCCGCGACGGCCCCUGUCGCGGUGCUCGUCGCUCGGGGAGGAGAAGCUGCGCCUCUACGCCGCGCUGCUCACAUCGCCCAAGCCCAACCAGGACGACUUGCUCUGAGAUAAGCCUAUGCGACAGGAAGGCCUCAUGCCUGGGGUCACUGGGUCAGGUAGAAGCAAAACCAAAAAUAAGUUGUUUCUCCAGAGGGACUGGAGCUUAAGGAGGUGAACGACAGAUUGAACUUGAGCAUCUGCUCCAGGUGUACGCCAUGAUUGGUUUUAUGGCUUCUUCUGUGUUGCCCAAUUUGAAACAGCAUUUCUCUA